AUGCGUGAAAUCGUGCACGUGCAAGCCGGUCAAUGCGGCAACCAAAUUGGGACAAAAUUCUGGGAGGUCAUCUCGGACGAACAUGGAAUCCAACAAGACGGCAGCUACAAAGGCGACUCGGAUCUCCAACUUGAACGCAUCGACGUCUACUACAAUGAGGCUAAUGGUGGCAAAUACGUGCCUCGCGCCGUGCUGGUCGAUCUUGAGCCUGGAACAAUGGACACGGUGCGCAAUGGACCCUAUGGAGGAAUCUACCGUCCCGACAACUUCGUCUUCGCUCAAUCGGGUGCUGGAAACAACUGGGCCAAAGGACACUACACUGAGGGAGCCGAGUUGGUCGACCAAGUACUUGAUGUGAACACGGAUGAGACGUUCUGCAUCGACAACGAGGCACUCUAUGACAUCUGCUUCCGAACACUCAAGCUCAAUAACCCGACUUAUGGCGAUUUGAAUCAUCUUGUUUCUAUGACGAUGUCUGGUGUGACAACUUGCCUUCGCUUCCCUGGACAACUCAACGCAGAUCUUCGAAAGCUUGCCGUCAACAUGGUGCCUUUCCCACGUCUCCACUUCUUCAUGCCUGGAUUCGCUCCCCUCUCCGCCAAAGGAACCACUCAAUACAAAGCUCUGACGGUCGCCGAGCUCACACAACAGAUGUUCGACGCCAAGAACAUGAUGGCCGCUUGUGAUCCACGCCAUGGACGAUACUUGACUGUCGCAGCAAUGUUCCGUGGAAAGAUGAGUAUGCGCGAGGUGGAUGACCAAAUGAUGCACGUCCAGAACAAGAACUCCGCCUACUUCGUCGAAUGGAUCCCCAACAAUGUGAAGACGGCCGUUUGCGACAUUCCACCUCGAGGAUUGAAGAUGGCUGCAACCUUCGUCGGCAAUUCAACCGCCAUUCAAGAACUAUUCAAGCGCAUCUCUGAGCAAUUCACUGCCAUGUUCCGUCGCAAAGCUUUCCUCCACUGGUACACUGGCGAAGGAAUGGACGAAAUGGAGUUCACGGAAGCCGAAUCGAAUAUGAUCGACCUCGUCUCCGAAUACCAACAGUACCAAGAGGCCGAAGCUGAGAUGUUUUUUCAUCACCAGCUACUUGCAAGCCGGGACUCAAAAUUCGGCUUUAUUUGGCGACUUGCGACUGCCCGCACAUUGAAAUCAAUCCAGAGAGGAGCAUGUUUGCAAGAAAGUGUCGCUGAUGCCUGUGAAGCUCUUGUCGAUCGCAUUCCACCAGCAAACUAUACGAUAAGGGGAACAAAGGAAAAGUUUUCGUUGUAUUUGCUUGGUCUUCUAUCGUACGGAAUUGUGAUUCUCUAUCAAAAACAAGUCAACUAUCUUGAAAUGGAUGCUAGUGCCAUUUUGAUGUCAUUGAAGAACCUGCCGCAGGAUUUUAAUAAGAUCAAUGUCAGCGGAAGUUUUUCAUCAAAGCGACAAGCUUUGGAGGAACACCGAGCUCCCAAGAAAAGGAAGCUCCAAGCUCCUGAUCUCGACAAAACGGAAGACUCUGUACCAUUAGCAAACUUGGACGAAGUGGAUCGAAAUGUCAUCAAUGUCGGAGUUGACACUAUCACCCUGCGAGAACCAGUCUUCAGAAAAGUCCUGAAUUGGAGAGAAGAUUCAGUCUUUGGUGGUCACGAACUUCCGCUCUUCACAAAAGAUAACAUGAUGAUGCUGAACAGUAUUGAAGGUGAAAUGCUGCCAAUCGGUGAUCAAAGAUCGUCGGAUCAAUCUACUAAUAAGCUUUUGCCAGUAGAUGCACUCUACAAUCCACUCGAGAAUCAAACAAAUUUCAACAUUGCUUCUCCAAAGUUAAAAAUUUCAAGAACUGAUCCUUUCUUGGACGCACAAAUUGGCGCUGACGCUCUUUCACCAAGAGCUGAUGAGUUAUGUCGCCAAAUGGAAGAAGACUUUCAGCAUAUUGCACUUUUCCCCGAAGAAACUAUGCAACGAGAUUCUGAAGGUUUGCUUGUGAGUGACACUCAAUUGUUGUUGGAGUCGAUGACUUCGGGAGAUGUUCGAGCCGCUGAAGCACAGGCCAAAGAAGCGCAACACUAUAAAGCAAAGGUCCCAAAGUCGCUGAUCGUUGACGAAAAUGUUCAAAUCAAAUCAUCUACUGUAAAGAAGAACUUGGAUCACUGGUAUGAUACGCUUCGACGACGUGAAUUACCGGCUGUGCAGCAACGAGGAAAAUUUGCCUUUUUGACAAGCGAGCAAUUGUUUGCAGCAGGACCCUUGUCAAUUCCCGGAUGUAACCAAGAUCUAAUCGAUUGCUACCCUACUCGAAAAGAGAUGCGCGCUUGCAAAGAAUGGGAAAAAGAACCCGAGCAUGGAGAGGAGCUGAAGCUAGAUGAAUUAAAUGUUGGUGAACGCAAUAUGCUCACUGAAUUUGACAUACUCCCUGGACAAGAGCUCAAUGAUCAACUUCUGUACGAGUUUCCACCAUUAACUGAUGUUGAUGGAAUGCCCAACAUUAACGUCGAUCUUGAUCAUUUUGGCAACAUGCAAAUGACAGAAGAGGAACUUGAAAUGGAACGACGCCGCCGAGCCAGCUCAAUUAACUAUACGAUGAUUGACGCAUCCGGAAGACCUUCGUUGAUCGAGAAGCAACGACAACAUUUCAAUCAGGAGCAAGAUCUAGUAUCCGAACGUGACUCAAGCGUUGUAAAUCCAUUCGAUCAAUCGUCGAAUUUUGCAAACGAGCUUCGCAAUAUGGCUACCAAUGGAGUCAUUAAGUUCUCCGAAGUAGCCCCUCGCCACUCAACCAAUGCGGCAUCUGCUGCUCGACGUUUUGCUUUUCUCUUGGAAGCUAUAAAGCGCAAGAAAGUUGCUAAAGUGGUCCAAGAGAAGGCGUACGGGGAAAUUAUGAUCUAUGUC
Molecule: messenger RNA, 2868 nt
Organism: Mesorhabditis belari
Lineage: Eukaryota; Metazoa; Nematoda; Chromadorea; Rhabditida; Rhabditidae
Source: the annotation of a GenBank genome assembly